This is a messenger RNA of Drosophila montana, 1209 nucleotides long. RefSeq names its product antares (gene antr). Lineage: Eukaryota; Metazoa; Arthropoda; Insecta; Diptera; Drosophilidae. The transcript is spliced from 3 exons. The record is from RefSeq and is a predicted model, not a curated record. The coding region runs from base 26 to 799 and encodes 257 amino acids.
UCGUCGCAAGAAGCUGUUUAAUAAGAUGAAAUACAAUUUGCUGCUGCAAGCGAUGCUGCUGCUGAUGCAGCUGAUGCUCAAUCUGGCUGUCGAGGAUAAAUGUGCCAUUCAGGAACAUUGCCCGGCAGGCACCACGCAUGUGGCCUGCCUAAACAAAAAGACCUUUGGCAAAGAAUGCGGAGCUAAGACACAUGAACUCAUACCCGUGAACGGUGCUCUGAGGCAGAACCUGCUCCAGCAUGUGAAUAUGAUGCGCAAUAUGGUGGCCAGCGGGCUGUUUAACCUGAAGGCGGCAGCCCGUAUGCCGGUCCUGUCCUGGGAUAGUUAUCUGGAAAAUACAACGCGUUUGUUGACGUAUCACUGCAGCCAUUCCAAGUUAUGUUCGAAUUCGGAAACGUAUAACUAUGUCCCAACGGUCCUCUUUUCGGGCACUAUAAAACAGUCAGCUACGUUAUCCCAAGAAAUGACUCGCGUUUUUCUGCCCUUAUGGUUUAAUGACGUGCUGGGCUGUACUAUGAAUGCCAAUCACGUUAUUGUACCAAAGCUCGAGGGUUCCUGCGUGGGCCACUAUAUACCUCUGAUACAGGAUUAUGGCGAUCGCAUUGGCUGUGCGAUACGCUUGUCAAAGGAUGCAAAAAAUAAAAAAACGGCCCAGGCAAAUCUAAUCUGCAAUCUAUCUCGCGCCAAUGUGAAUGGUAUGCCGCACUAUGAGGUCGACGAGGUGCCCGGAAGUCGUUGCACCGCAGGAAGGGAUCGCAUUUACCAAUUUUUGUGCAGUACGGAAGAGGUGGUCGAUUAAUAAUUUUGUGCCGCCGCCACCAACUGCAGCAUCCGAACCAUGUCAGAAGGCAAAUGAUAUGGAGGAUGUGAAAAGUUAUCCACUAGAAAUGUUGGCUGCAGAAAGAAAAUUAAAAGAGUUAAGAGAAAAGGAAUAUGUAGACGAAAAGCCAAAGGCAAAGAAAAAUGAAGAAGAAAAAAAUGAGGAGGAUGAAGCUACUGAGCCAAUUACACAAAGUCUGCUAUAGGAAGAAGCUUAUGAAAAUGAAAGAACUUGCGAAAUAGGAAGAAGUUAAGCGAAAGAAGAAAGAAGGAAUGUUGUGAGCAUAUGUAAGAAAAUUAAAAUAAAUGGGAAAAGAAAAAAGUUUAACAAAAUCAAAAGGAAUAUCAAUUAUAGGUGACCAUAUGGCAGAAAAUAAGAAAUGCAAAAAG